Pantherophis guttatus is the source of this 806-nucleotide messenger RNA. It is a transcript of the gene HINT1, whose product is annotated as histidine triad nucleotide binding protein 1. Lineage: Eukaryota; Metazoa; Chordata; Lepidosauria; Squamata; Colubridae. The record is from RefSeq and is a predicted model, not a curated record. Gene Ontology annotation, molecular function: catalytic activity.
GGCUGGGCGGGCGCUUCUCGUGCAGAGAUGGCCGCUGAGGUUUGCAGGGCUCAGGCGGCUCAGCCGGGCGGGGACACCAUAUUCGGGAAAAUCAUCCGUAAAGAGAUCCCCGCCAAGAUCAUCUUCGAGGACGAGAAGUGCCUUGCGUUUCAUGAUAUUUCUCCACAAGCUCCAACUCAUUUCCUAGUGAUCCCCAAGAAGCAUAUUGCUCAGAUAUCUCAAGUGGAAGAUACCGAUGCAGAUCUUCUUGGCCAUUUAAUCAUUGUGGGGAAAAAAUGUGCAGCUCAAUUAGGCCUGACUAGAGGAUAUCGAAUGGUUGUGAAUGAGGGUCCAGAUGGUGCUCAAUCAGUCUAUCAUGUGCAUCUCCAUGUACUUGGCGGACGUCAGAUGGGCUGGCCUCCAGGCUAAGACUCUGAAUGAGAAGAAAAACGUUGUCCUUAAUCUGUUGAAUAGAGUCCACACAUGUUCUGUUUAUAAUCCCAAUUAAUUAAUAUUUCGUGUGGAAGACAAUUAUAAAUUUUGCCCAUAAAUCAAUAAAGUUUAAGCUUAAUUAUUCUUUCCCCCCCCAUUUUUCUCUUAUGUAACAUAAAUUAGUACAGUCUGAUACUCAGGUCUAUAUUCAGCUGCUAAAAGUUGUGGAUGCAGCCACCGGAAACUUUCCAAAAGCUGUUUCUAAGUUGUAGUGUUACUAUGUUAGAAAAGAAAGCAUGAGUUGUACUGGAAGUAAUCAAAGGUGUUUAAAUUUUAAAUCUUUUUCAUGCUGUUUGUUAAAGCAGAAAUGAACAGGAGUUACUUUGAAAAUAGUA